GGCAUUCCAGGUAUUUUGGUAAAGUUGACUGGGGGUUUGUCGAGUAUAAAAUGUCGUUAAUGUCCAGCAAGUAUCAGUAACUUUCACUCAUCCUCAUCCAGCACACAGUCUACUCCUCAAAGCCUCAAAGAUCCUCAAGCAAAAAAAAAAAAAAAAAAAAAAAAAAACAAUUCUCGGAGAACAACCUCCUGAACACAAAACAACUCGCCAAGAUGCAGUUCUCAACCACCACCCUCAUCACCCUCCUGGCCUCCGUCGCCGCCGCCGCCCCCGUCUCCACCAUCGCGGCCACCUGGACCGUCACCGGCUUCAAGCGCACCUGCAACGCCGCCGACACGGUUUGCAAGGUCGAGUUCGGCCUCAACGGCACCGGCUGCAGCUACGAGGUCAAGGCGGCGUCCUUGGCCUCGCAGGCCAGCGUCAACGGCGUCACCUGCGGCCCCUACCAGGUCACGAGCGGCUGGAGCGGCCAGUUCGGCCCCGGCAACGGCUUCACCACCUGGAGCGUCGCCGACUGGAGCAAGAGGCUCAUCGCCUUCCCCAGCUACGCCGACCGCGACAUCCCCAACGGAAAGGUCGUCAGCCCCGACAGGAGCUUUGCCGUGCAGGCUCUGUGAGGGGGUUAUUUCAUGAUGUUAUGAGGGAUCUGACGCUGGAAUGAUAUGA
Pyricularia oryzae 70-15 is the source of this 666-nucleotide messenger RNA. Its product is annotated as surface protein 1. The transcript has a single exon. The coding region runs from base 213 to 617 and encodes 134 amino acids. The record is from RefSeq and is a predicted model, not a curated record. NCBI's taxonomy places the organism in Eukaryota, Fungi, Ascomycota, Sordariomycetes, Magnaporthales, Pyriculariaceae.